Molecule: messenger RNA, 614 nt
Organism: Nematolebias whitei (Rio pearlfish)
Lineage: Eukaryota; Metazoa; Chordata; Actinopteri; Cyprinodontiformes; Rivulidae
Gene: copz2
Product: COPI coat complex subunit zeta 2
Exons: 10
Coding region: 11-580 (189 amino acids)
Biological process (GO): intracellular protein transport; retrograde vesicle-mediated transport, Golgi to endoplasmic reticulum; intra-Golgi vesicle-mediated transport
Cellular component (GO): COPI vesicle coat
Source: RefSeq, a predicted model, not a curated record
GGCAGCAGACAUGGACUCCACGAACCUGGAACCUUCCCUAUACACAGUUAAAGCUGUUUUUAUACUUGAUAAUGAUGGAAACAGACUUCUGUCAAAGUACUAUGACCCUGAAUUAUACCCGUCCAUGAAGGAGCAGAAAAACUUUGAGAGCAACGUUUUCAGCAAAACUCACAAAGCAGACAAUGAGAUUGCUUUCUUGGAAGGGAUGACUAUCGUGUAUAAGAGCAGUAUAGAUCUUUUCUUCUAUGUUGUGGGAAGUGCACAGGAAAAUGAGCUGAUGCUGAUGUCGGUACUGAAUUGUUUGUUCGACUCCCUCAGCCAUAUCCUCAGGAAAAAUGUGGAGCGGAGGUGUUUACUAGACAACAUGGAAGGAGUGUUUCUUGUUGUGGAUGAAAUCAUUGAUGGGGGGGUGAUUUUGGAGAGUGACCCCCAGCAGGUCCUACAGAAAGUCAACUACAGGGCUGAUGAGAACCCAUUAACUGAACAAAGUGUGGCUCAGCACCUCACAGAGAAACUGGCUCUGACUACUAAUGUGUUGCAGUCGGCUAAAGAACAGAUCAAAUGGUCCAUACUGAAAUGAUUGGAGGAGGGGGGAACAAAUGUUGUGCAGAAUU